AGAAGGUCUGAAUAAGGGAAGUGUGUCGCAGAGUGUUUCAUCUCUACAUUCUGCUGCGCUGCGUCGAUGUCAACCAGGGUUUUUAUCAGCUAAUCACGAGAAAACAACACUUCAUUGUAUUUUUAACCACACAUACAACGUCACAGAAUGGCCACUGAUUCAGGCUACGGUGGCUCACAAAGCUAUGGGUCAUAUGGCGGCCAGCAGAGUGGACAGGGUUAUGGACAAGGAAAUGGCAGUGGCUCUUAUGGGGGACAGGGUUACGCCGGCUAUGGACAGCAAGGCGCAGCAUCACAAGACGGUGAAACGAUCAACAAUGUGAAAAGCUCUGAUGCAGAUCAGGACUUCUACAGUAACAAAGAUGGUUAUAGCCAGUCUCAGCCACAGAGCACUGAUAGUUACGGACAAGCGCCAACUGGGUAUGGCGACAAGACAACAACAUCGUCGUCGUCGUCUUAUGGGCAGCAAGGUUCCUAUGGUAGCCAGGGUCAAGGAGGAAACAGCUAUGGUCAGCAAAGCUCCUAUGGUAGCCAGGGGCAAGGCGGUGGUGGUAGUGGCGGCGACAGCAGUCGUGGCGGCGGUGGCACUGGUGGUGGCGGCGGCAGCAGCUAUGGAAGAUGGAGUGACGGUGAAAGCGGUGGUCAGGGUGGGAGGUUUGGACGUGACCAAGGAGACCGUUCCGAAGGCGGAGGUGGCUUCAGAGGCCGAGGCCGUGGUGGUGGCGAGGGCGGUGGCUAUGACCGUGGCGGUUUUGACCGCAGUGCUGGAUAUGACCGCAGUGCUGGAUACGACCGUGGCGGAAGGGGUGGAGAUCCUGGUAUGGGAGGUGGUGACCGUGGUGGCUACAAAAAUUACGGUGGCUCUCGAGACUUCGACUCAAGGGAUGAACCAGCUGGUGAGCAGGACAACUCUGACAACAACACCAUUUUUGUUCAGGGACUGGCAGAAGAAGCCACAGUUCAGGAAAUCGGUGACUACUUCAAGCAAAUUGGCAUCAUCAAGGUAAACAAGAAGACUGCCCAGCUAAUGAUCAACAUCUACACUGACAAGGCCACCGGUCAGCCAAAGGGAGAGUGUACAGUGUCAUUUGAUGACCCGCCCUCUGCCAAAGCUGCUAUUGACUGGUUUGAUGGCAAGGAGUUCAACGGCAAACCCAUCAAAGUAUCAUUUGCCACCCGCAGAGCUGAGUUCACACAGAGAGGAGGAGGAGCAGGAGGAGCAGGGGGAGGAGGAGGUGGUGGAAGAGGGGGACGAGGAGGAGGUUUCAGAGGUCGUGGCGGAGGAGGAGGCGGAGGAGGACCCAACUUUGACAUUAAAGGAGGAGACUGGCCCUGUCCCAACAGCUCUUGUGGCAAUAUGAAUUUUGCACGGCGGCACGAGUGUAACAAGUGUGGCGCUCCGAAACCAGGAGAUGGAGGAUUCGGAGGUGGAGACCGUGGAGGCAGAGGUGGUUAUGGCGGUGGCUUCAGAGGUCGUGGUGGAGGUUUCCGUGGUGGAGACCGUGGAGGAGAUCGCGGGGGAGACCGUGGAGGCUACGGCGGAGGUGGCGGAUUCGGAGGGGGUUACAAAAUGGGAGGAAGAGGUGACCGUAGAGACGACAGAAGAGAGCGGCCAUACUAAGUGUUGAGCAGACGGAAACCAUCUCAGCCCACGAGUUCGCCAUGGAGGGGAGGGUUUAGUUUGGGAAAACUGAGGACCGGGAUCAGACGUUCUGAUUUGUGCACCUUUUUUUGUAGCCAGUGCAUCCCAACUAUUACUGCUCGUCUGAGCGAGGGACGGGUGUGUUGAGCUACUGUAAAGGGACUCUGGGGCUGAUUGGCAUGCUGUCAAAUGUUUUGGUUUUUUUUUUCUCUGCUUUUUUGUUUUUGUUUUAUUUCUUUGUACAUCUUUUUAAUUUCCUCUCAGAUUCUAGUUGCAGAUGUUUUUGUGAGGUAGACUUCGUAUCAUUGUUUUGUAUGAACGGAUUAAGUGUUUUACUUGGGUUCUUUUUUUUCAAAAUAUUAAAAAACUGUGAUCUUUU
Molecule: messenger RNA, 2020 nt
Organism: Sebastes umbrosus (honeycomb rockfish)
Lineage: Eukaryota; Metazoa; Chordata; Actinopteri; Perciformes; Sebastidae
Gene: taf15
Product: TAF15 RNA polymerase II, TATA box binding protein (TBP)-associated factor
Exons: 17
Coding region: 148-1620 (490 amino acids)
Biological process (GO): regulation of DNA-templated transcription
Cellular component (GO): nucleus
Molecular function (GO): RNA binding; transcription coregulator activity
Source: RefSeq, a predicted model, not a curated record